UGGGUCGUGGUCGGCGUUCCUGAACCCUGUCCUCCAUCGGGUGGGUCGUGGUCGGCGUUCCUGAACCUUGUCCUCCAUCGGGUGGGUCGUGGUCGGCGUUCCUGAACCCUGUCCUCCAUCGGGUGGGUCGUGGUCGGCGUUCCGGAGUGGUGUCCUGCACUGGGAGACGGGUCUGGGAGUCCGCCCGGUCGGCGGGGCAGGCCUGAGGCGGAUGGGCGACCCCGGCUGACCCCCGGGGGUGGCGGCGGCCAUGGCGGUGCCGCUGAGCGUGGAGGACCAGGUCUACAUCGCGGUGGAGCUGGCCAUCGCGGCGCUGUCCAUCGCGGGCAACCUGCUGGUCUGCCUGGCCGUGGGGCUCAACCGCUCCCUCCAGACGGCCACCAACUACUUCCUGGUCUCGCUGGCGGUGGCCGACGUGGCCGUGGGGCUGCUGGCCAUCCCCUUCGCCGUGGUCAUCAGCGUGGGCCUGCGCACCGACUUCCACGCCUGCCUCUUCCUGGCCUGCUUCGUCCUGGUCCUCACCCAGGGAUCCAUCUUCAGCCUCCUGGCCGUGGCCGUCGACCGAUACGUGGCCAUCAAGCGCCCGCUCAGGUACAAGAGCCUGGUGACGGGGAAGCGUGCGCGGGGCAUCAUCGCGCUGCUGUGGCUGCUCUCCUUCGGCAUCGGCCUGACGCCGCUGAUGGGCUGGAACCGGCAGGCGGCGGCCACCCUCAACGGCACCAACCGGACGGUGCAGUGCCUCUUUGAGGAGGUGGUGCCCAUGAGCUACAUGGUCUACUUCAACUUCCUGGGCUGCGUGCUGCUCCCGCUGGCCCUGAUGCUGGGCAUCUACGCCAAGAUCUUCCUGGUGGCCUGCCGGCAGCUGCGCCAGAUGGAGCUGGCGGGCAACUCCCGCACCACGCUGCAGCGGGAGGUGAGCGCCGCCAAGUCGCUGGCCAUCAUCGUGGGCCUCUUCGCCCUCUGCUGGCUCCCGCUCCACGUCCUCAACUGCCUCAGCCUCUUCUGGGCCGACUUCCGGGCCCACAAGCCCCACUGGGCCAUGAACCUCACCAUCAUCCUCUCCCACGCCAACUCCGCCGUCAACCCCAUCAUCUACGCCUACCGCAUACGGGACUUCCGCGGCACCUUCCGCCGCAUCCUGGCCCGCUACCUGCUCUGCAAGGACGAGGACUUCCCCAAAGGCUCCAAGGCCGGCGACGGGGGUGGUGGUGGUGGGGGUGGCAGCGGCGGCGGGGGGAGCACCCGGCACCUCGCCGUCAGCAACGUCAGCACGUCGCUGGCCUUCCUCUGACGCGGCAGACUCGUAUCCUGAGGACUUCGGACAACCCGGCACAGCCGAUUCUGCGAUUCGGAGGGUCAUCGUGGCCUGAUUCUCUUGUGACAACGGUCCUGAAGAACCACCUCACCGCCAGUAACGUCAGCACGUCGCUGGCCUUCCUCUGAAGCGGCGGACUCAUAUCCUGAGGACCUCAAGACUACCCGGCACGGCCGAUUCCGCGAUUCGGAGAGAAGCCGUCGCCCGAUUCUCUUGUGACAAUGGUCCCGAACAACCAUCUCGCCGUCAGCAACGUCAGCACAUCAUUGGCCUUCCUCUGACGCGGCGGACUCGUAUCCUGAGGCCCCCGGACAACCUGGCACAGCCGAGUCCGUGAUCCAGAGAGAAGUCGUCAUCUGAUUCUCUUGUGACAACAGUCCUGAGGAACCACCUCGCCACCAGUAACGUCAUCACGUCACUGGCCUUCCUCUGAAGUGGCGCACUCAUAUCCUGAGGACCUCGGACUACCCGGCACAGCCGAUUCCGCGAUUCGGAGAGAUGUCAUGGCCUGAUUCUCUUGCGACAACAGUCCCGAACAAUCAUCUCGUCAUCAGCAACGUCAGCACGUCGCUGGCCUUCCUCUGACAUGGCGGACUCGUAUCCUGAGGCCCCCGGACAACCUGGCAUGGCCAAGUCCGCGAUUCGGAGGGACGUUGUCGCCCAAUUCUCUUGCGACAACGGUCCUGAGGAACCACCUCGCCGCCAGUAAUGUCAGCACGUCGCUGGCCUUCCUCUGACGCGGCGGACUCGUAUCCUAAGGCCCCUGGACAACCUGGCACGGCCGAGUCCGUGAUCCGGAGAGAAGUCAUCGCCCGAUUCUCUUGCGACAACGGUCCUGAGGAACCACCUCGCCGCCAGUAACGUCAGCAUGUCGCUGGCCUUCCUCUGACGCGGCAGACUCGUAUCCUGAGGCCCCCAGACAACCCGGCAUGGCCGAGUCCGCGAUUCGGAAGGACGUUGUCGCCCAAUUCUCUUGCGACAAUGGUCCCAAACAACCAUCUCGCCGUCAGCAACGUCAGCACGUCACUGGCCUUCCUUUGACGCAGCGGACUCGUAUCCUGAGGACUUCGGACAACCUGACAUGGCCAAGUCCGCGAUUCGGAGUUUUGUCAUCCCCUGAUUCUCUUGUGACAACAGUCCUGAACAACUAUCUCACCAUCAGUACGUCGCCAGCCUCAAAUAACCACCUUGCAAUCAGCAACGUCAGCCCGUCGCUGGCUUUCCUCUGACGUGGCGGACUCGUAUCCUGAGGGCCUUGGACAACCCAGCACGACCAAGUCAGUGAUUCGGAGACACGUUGUGGCUCGAUUCUCUUGUGACAACGGCCGCAAACAACCAUCUCGCUGUCAGGACGUUGCCGGCCUCAAAUGCUGUGGCCCUCUGGGUGAUUUGGACUCCAGCUCCCAGCAUUCCUGACCACUGGACAAGCCGGUGAAGGCUCUUCCGUGAUUCGGAGGCACAGACAUCUGAAUUGUGUCGGGUAUCCGAAUUGUGUCGGACAUCCGAAUCGUGUCGUUGUCAGAUUCUUAGCGAUAAUGGUCACAAACAACGAUCUCGCCAUCGGUACGCCGCCGGCCUCAAAUACUGUGACCACCCAGCUGCUUUGGACUCCAGCUCCCAGCAUUCCUGACCACUGGACAGGCCAGGACAGAAGCCCAAACAUCUUGACAUCCGAAUUGCGUUGUCGUCAGAUUCUCUUGCAACAACAGUCAUGAACAAUGAUCUCACCAUCGGUACGGCGCCGGCCUCGAAUGCUGUGGCCCUCUCGGUGCUUUGGACCCCAGUACCCAGCAUUCCUGACCGGUGAACAAGUCGGUGGAGGCUCUUCUGGGAUUCGGAGAGGCGUCAUGGCCAGAUUCGCGUUUCAAGACGGUCGCAAACAACGAUCUCUGCCGGUCCUUCUUGAAAGGAGUCGAUCGUUAUUAAUAUUUUCCAGUUCUUGUAGCAAAACUAUUAUUAUUAUUUGGUUACAGUUGACUCAAGGGUGGCUUCUGGGACCUUCAGGAAAACAGUGGAUUAUGGGAGUUGUAAAAAAACCAUUUUAAAGGGUUAACAAUAGUCUUCUUCUAUAGGACUACCAUUCCCAUCAUGCUGAGGGUUAUGGGAGUCGUGGCCCAGUAUAAAAAAGGUAAACACUCCUAAGCUGUGGCCUUAACAAAACAUGAGGGUAAAUGUCGUUAACACGUGACACUGUCUUCUUGUAGGACUACCGUUCCCAUCAUCCACAAAAAAGGGGAAAAUUCCCAGUUGGGUCAGAUUGGAUUUCAGUUUUGUUUAUUUUGGCCCUCACACCCCUCCUUGUGUUUACUUAUUUGGUCUUGAUUCAAGUCUUGUCGUCACCGGUUCGCUUGGUGCUGUGUAAACAUACAUCCACCUCCACUGAGGUCGGAUGCAAACAGACCAACGGGAAAUCGUGAGGAUGGUCUCGUGCUAAAUUGUCGCUCCGUAUCUGUUGUUUUGUAAUAAAAGAGUGGCCGGCGGUGAGAAUUCCCGGUGCAGGAGAAGGGA
Anolis carolinensis (green anole) is the source of this 3823-nucleotide messenger RNA. RefSeq names its product adenosine A2b receptor (gene adora2b). Gene Ontology annotation, cellular component: plasma membrane. NCBI's taxonomy places the organism in Eukaryota, Metazoa, Chordata, Lepidosauria, Squamata, Anolidae. Gene Ontology annotation, biological process: G protein-coupled adenosine receptor signaling pathway; vasodilation; adenylate cyclase-activating G protein-coupled receptor signaling pathway. The record is from RefSeq and is a predicted model, not a curated record. The coding region runs from base 251 to 1291 and encodes 346 amino acids. Gene Ontology annotation, molecular function: G protein-coupled adenosine receptor activity. The transcript has 2 exons.